AUGAACUUUGCGAACGCUGUCAAUCUCCCCGACAUGUUGCAAGCUUGGCUCUGCAGUUCCGCGUCGAGCAGCAACUCCAACAACGACAAUCGUCGACACUCUACGACGGGCCACGAUUUCGGACGCGAAGCUUUGUCGACGGAUGUUUGGGACAUGGGUGCGGUCGAAGCGCCAGCAGCAUGCAAGAACGUCGCAGAGCCAGGGGUCGAUUUCGAAACAUUGCCGUUGCUGGCCGACCUGCAGCGAGGCUCUUCAGCAGCGACGCUCGCGCAUCAGCAGCCCAGUGCGACGACUUUGAGCACAUCAUCAGUGGCUGCAAUGACCGCCCCUCCUUUCGCGCCGUCAUCAGCUGACAGCUUUAGCGAUCCGGCGCUCAAACGGCUACUUUGCGGCGGCACGAACAUCGCCGAUGCGUGCUCUCUGCCGCUGCCGCUCAACGAAGGUGCUUGUGCAACGUUCGAGCCACAUUCACAAGUGCCGAGGAACGAAGGCGAGAUGCUCUGA
Messenger RNA from Ceraceosorus bombacis, 504 nucleotides. The record is from the annotation of a GenBank genome assembly. Lineage: Eukaryota; Fungi; Basidiomycota; Exobasidiomycetes; Ceraceosorales; Ceraceosoraceae.